UUCAAAGGAUUCCGAUUUAAAUGCUACUAACGUCCAAGGCCAUAGAAUCUCGCUUCCAAAAAAAAGCCAGUGGAAGUGAAUAUAUUGGAUCAAAUGCAAGCAUGGAGUCUUUUGACAUCCUUUUUUCAGUUUGCUUGAAUGAAUUAAGUGUUUGUGAAGUUGUGGCCAUGUCUUGCUCAAUCAUCUUCACUAACUUUGUCAAGAUUUUGUGGAGCGUCACUCUAUAGAGACCAAUGGGUGAAUAAAGACACAACACAGUCUUCCUUAUUUUCUCUUGUGUUUCGGCAGAUUGUUGUUGUCACUAUUCAGAUGAAGAUGAGGGCAGACUGGUUUGUGACCAACUCUGUCAGACCCCAUUAUGUCAGACACACUUACGGUCUCUGUUUGUCCUCCCAAAUAUACCAAUGACAUCAUCUGUAUGCAGAGUAUGGAAAAUGAGUCAGUGAAGCAGCGCACUUUCAGAGAAUCAUAAGAUUUACGCAUGGAUGCAGACUAGAGCAGGAGUUUCUUGUUUUGGUAGAAAUGUUUUUCUUUGUUCCCCAAUCUUUCUCUGUACCCAUUCUCUUAUUCUAUUUAUUUCCCCCCCACACCCUUGACAACUUGCUUCUGAUAACUCUGUUCUUUUACAGAUUGUUUGUUUGGUUUAAGCCGGGGUGUGUCAGUCUUUGAAAGGAGAAGCUUCUCUAGUCUCUACAGCAUUUUUGAAGGAUGAACAAAGUUUUUCUACAAGGACGCAGAUGAGGAUGCGCUUCGUUGUUAUGGUGAUGCUGUUGCCAGCGUUAAUGAGGGCAGGAUCAGAAUGCAGGUCCAGCUGUCGGCUUUCCAAUAUCUCCAUUAACGUGGAAAGUGAGGAAUGUGGCAGCUGCAUCACAAUCGACACAACUGCAUGUGCCGGGCUUUGCAAAACACAGGAAAGAGUUUACCGUAGCCCCAUGAUACAGUACUACCAGAACAUCUGUAACUUCAGAGAAUGGACCUACGAGACCUACGAGUUUAAAGGCUGCCCUGCCGGGGCUGACUCGGUUUUCACGUACCCUGUGGCCCUCAGCUGUGACUGCAGCAAAUGUAACUCUGACAUCACAGACUGUGGAGUUCUCAGCCAGCAGACGUCCAGCUGCACUGCACAUUAGACAAGGAAACCAAACCAUUUGAAAGCCUGUUGUCCAAUUUUGAAUAUUCCGUUUUUCAUAAUCAAAUGUACAUUGCAUAAUGGAUAAAACAAAAAUUAAACAUUUCUGCAUCGCUUGUAAGUAUCAAUAAUGCAAUAACCCAUACAUGCACAUAACUUCCAACAGGUCAUCUGUGAGAUGUUGAAUCAUCCUGUUGUUUUUCUGGAAUCCUCUGUAGGCUCUGGUAUCAAUAAUCUUAGUCAGGCACAAACUGCACUAUUAAAACAGCUUACACACAGCAUAAACAGAACUCAUUUCCUGUGAUAAACCAUCUGUUCCCAAGUGCUUAUACACACAGGCACGUUCAUUUUGCUUGUAAAA
Messenger RNA from Pimephales promelas (fathead minnow), 1490 nucleotides. It is a transcript of the gene fshb, whose product is annotated as follicle stimulating hormone subunit beta. Lineage: Eukaryota; Metazoa; Chordata; Actinopteri; Cypriniformes; Leuciscidae. Gene Ontology annotation, cellular component: cytoplasm; extracellular region. The record is from RefSeq and is a predicted model, not a curated record. Gene Ontology annotation, biological process: ovulation; G protein-coupled receptor signaling pathway. Gene Ontology annotation, molecular function: hormone activity.